UUUUGAUAUGGGUGAGGAGUUACCCGGAAGUGGAUGUUCGCUUGUCUCGUGUGAGCUUUAGCAAAGAUUUCCCUGACCAAAUUGUUAAUUUGUUUACAUUAAUCGCCGCUUAAACGCUUCGUUGUGUAGAACUGAUCUACCAGUCGGAAUGAAGCGGGGCAACUGGCGGGAGCAAGGCAGAGAUCGCCACGGGCGUCAUCGUCCUAAAUGGCGAAGAGUCCGAUCCAGCAGCGGAUCCCGAGAUCAGAGCAGGUAUGACGAGUCACCAGAAGCCCGUACUAGCACCCGGACUGAUGGCUCCGAGGCUGGGUCCAGUGCAUCUUCCAGUGCUACAGCCACUGCACCAGCGCUACCAGGCUUCUACUUUGAUCCCGAGAAGAAUCGCUAUUUCCGCCUGCUGCCCGGACACAACAACUGCAACCCCUUGACCAGGGAAAUGCUUCAGGCAAAGGAACAGGAGCGGAGGAGGUCUGCGCUGCUAUUGGAGGACGAACAUCCCAGGAAGAAGGCCCCAAGAACAGGACUGAACACGUCGCUUCUGUUACAAAACAGACACCUUGGCCUUCUUCCUCCAAGCUCUUAUUGCAGGAUGAUCCAUGAGCUGAAGGUGAGCGGGAUGAGGCGUCACAAGCUGGAGGUGCAGAGUUCCGACUCCAGCUCUCCCAACACGGACAACUUCCGCCACAUCGUGGCGGACUCGGCCUGUGAGCGCGUCUUCACAGUGAACGACGUGUCUCAUGGUGGCUGCAAGUAUGGCAUAAUGAACUUCAGUGGCUGCAGCAAGGGCUCGCUGUCUGUGGAGAUGUGCGACAACCUGUACUUUACAAACCGCAAGGUGAACUCCAUAUGCUGGGCCUCUGUUUCCCAUUCAGACUCACAUGUGCUCUUGUGUCUUGUGAGUAUAUCCGAAACUCCAGGCUGUGUGAGCCUACUCCCAGCCUCCCUCUUCAGUAACUCAAACCCCGACCAGCCGGGGAUGCUGUGCAGCUUCAAGAUCUCCACCGCCUGGUCGAGUGCCUGGUGUCUCAACCCACUGGCUGACAAGACAUUCAGCACCGGUCUCUCGCGGCACGUGAUUGUGACGAAUGCUGUGACUGGUCGGAGGCAGACAUACAGCAUCAGCAGUGAUGUACUCGCCCAACAGUUUGCUCUCAGGGCUCCGGUGCUUUACAACGGAUGCCGCUCGGGGGAGAUCUUCAGCAUCGACUUGCGGCAGCGCUCUCGGCGCGACCACAGCUGGAAGGCCUGCCGCUUCCAACAGGGCUCGGCCGUCACCUCCGUCCGCCUCCUGCGAGACGAAAACUACCUUCUCGCCGCCGACAUGCUGGGCAAGAUCAAGUUGUGGGAUAUCCGUGUGACCCGACCAGUCAAGCACUAUGAAGGCCACCAUAACGAGUAUGCCUACCUCCCCCUGCAUGUCAAUGAGGACGAGGGGCUUCUUCUGGCAGUCGGUCAGGACUGCUACACGCGUCUGUGGAGUCUGAGCGACGGGCAUCUGCUGAGGACCAUCCCUUCGCCACACCCGGCAGGCAAAGAGGGCUUUGACAGCAUCCCCAACGUGGUCUUCUCCUCCCAGCUAGGCGGCUGCAAGGGCCUGCCCGGGCUGCUCAUGGCCGUGCAGCAUGACCUCUACUACUACCCUUACAACAGCGACUACCAGGACGCCGCCACGGGCGGAGAGGCGGCCACAGGGCUGGUUUCGGAGAGGUAGGAAGAAGCAUGAUGGGUUACCGUCCCGAGGUGGUGGCCUUCUCAACGUGGAGUGACCUGGCCAGGAUCAGUUGCUUGUUAUGGGAGUCGUAGAGAAGUGGUUGAAGACUCAAAGAGGACUUCAGAAGAGAGGAGUGGUUGAAGACUCGAAGAGGACCUCAAAGAGGACUUCAGAGUAGAGGAGCUCGGCAAUGGCUGCAUGACUUUUGUUUACAGAAAAGGCUUCAGAAACAGAUGCAGCCUUUACAAAAAUAUAUAUAUACUCUUGACAUUGAAAUUUAUGUUCUUGAAAUUUGUAUUUGCAGUUUUUUUUUUUCUGCUGUGACUACCACAAGUGCAAUUUAUGGACUGCAAACAUAAUGUAAUGGAAAAAGCUGCAAGACAAGUUGCAAGUUCUCCAGAUUUCAGUCAUCUGAACUGCCAAAUAAUCAAUCUUUACUUAGUUCAUAUUGAGUGAUAGGUGAUUUUUUUUUUUCCCCAUGCCACAAACUCCCAAAUGAUUUUCAGGUCUACGUUGUUUUUCUGUCUGCAAAAUGUGACCUAGUUUGAUGACUCAAGGUUACUAUCCGCUUUCAUUUCUGUAAGCCUCUCUCUGGUUGGAUUUUAUCUUGAAUGUUAUUUUUUUUUUUAAAGUGUAAAAAUUCUUGGAUUGGUAUUUUCUAAAAUGAAUUUUAAGUCUUGCCAUGCUUCAAUGGCGCUUGCUGUAAACACCUGCCUGCGUUUUCAGGAAGACAUCUAAGGAACACUUAAUAAAAAGAUUGCAAGAUCCCA
Molecule: messenger RNA, 2481 nt
Organism: Clupea harengus (Atlantic herring)
Lineage: Eukaryota; Metazoa; Chordata; Actinopteri; Clupeiformes; Clupeidae
Gene: wdr21
Product: WD repeat domain 21
Cellular component (GO): Cul4-RING E3 ubiquitin ligase complex
Molecular function (GO): protein binding
Source: RefSeq, a predicted model, not a curated record